This is a messenger RNA of Calliphora vicina (urban bluebottle blowfly), 722 nucleotides long. RefSeq lists its product as uncharacterized. Gene Ontology annotation, molecular function: GTPase activity; GTP binding. The record is from RefSeq and is a predicted model, not a curated record. Gene Ontology annotation, biological process: vesicle-mediated transport; intracellular protein transport. The coding region runs from base 56 to 604 and encodes 182 amino acids. The transcript has a single exon. Lineage: Eukaryota; Metazoa; Arthropoda; Insecta; Diptera; Calliphoridae. Gene Ontology annotation, cellular component: cytoplasm; plasma membrane.
GGUAAACAGCUAAAUCUGACAAUUUUAUUACUGAUUAAUUAAAUUCAUAACAAACAUGGGUUUAAUUAUAUCCAAACUUAUGGACAGUUUUUUGGGCAAACAAAAUGUGCGCAUUGUUAUGCUGGGCCUAGAUGGUGCUGGUAAAACUACCAUUUUAUUUAAACUAAAACUGGGUGAAGUAAUCUCAACUAUACCCACCAUUGGAUUUAAUGUCGAGACUGUGGAAUACAAAAAUAUCUCCUUUACUGUUUGGGAUAUUGGUGGCCAAAAAACCAUACGAACUCUGUGGUAUCAUUAUUUCCCCAAUACUGCGGCUGUGAUUUUUGUAGUGGACUCAUCUGAUGUGACACGCAUUGAAACUGCUAAGGAGGAACUUCAUGAAAUUCUGCAGCAUGACGAUUUAAGAAAUGCCGUACUGGUGGUUAUGGCAAAUAAACAAGACAUGCCUAAUGCUUUAAAUGUCAGCGAAUUGGCCAAACAAUUGGAAUUGCAUAGUUUAAAACAAAUGUGGCAUAUUCAGGGCACUUCUGCUACUAGAGGAGAGGGUAUUUAUGAAGGACUGGAUCAAUUACGGGAAAUGUUGCGGAGCAAUAAAAGCAAUUAAUUUGUAGAAUGUAAGGAGAGUAUAAAAAAACUAUUUUGUAUUAUUUACUUAUUUUAGAUUUAAGCAACAACAAAUUUACUCGAAACUCAGUUGGAAAUAAAAUGUUCAAUUACUUAAA